Messenger RNA from Fusarium venenatum, 423 nucleotides. RefSeq lists its product as uncharacterized. NCBI's taxonomy places the organism in Eukaryota, Fungi, Ascomycota, Sordariomycetes, Hypocreales, Nectriaceae. The record is from RefSeq and is a predicted model, not a curated record.
AUGAAAUUCUCCGCUUACGCCCUCCUCGCCUUCGCCAUCUCUGCCCAAGCGCAACAAAGCGAGCUCUCCUCCAUCAAAGGCGAAGUAUCCUCCGCCAUCGGCGGAGCAUCAAGCGCCAUCGACAGCGCCCGUGGCUCCGUCACAUCUGCCAUUGCGAGCAGGACCAAAGAAGUUGCUUCGGCUGCCUCGAGCAUCACCAGCAACAUCGACAACAUCAAGUCCAGCCUUUCAACAGCAAGGGGAGCAGCUUCAACGUCUCUCCGUUCAGCUCUAGAGUCAGCCAGUACCGCUCUUGAUAGUGCUAGGGCUAGUGCAACUGAGACCUCCGCCUCGAGCACGUCCGAGGCUGGUGGUUCAAUGCCCACAGCAGCUAUUGCUAUGGGAGCCAUGAUGGGUGGUGCUGCUAUUUUCGUUAAUAUGUAA